Messenger RNA from Schistosoma mattheei, 2061 nucleotides. Lineage: Eukaryota; Metazoa; Platyhelminthes; Trematoda; Strigeidida; Schistosomatidae. The record is from the annotation of a GenBank genome assembly.
AUGAGUCGUGAUUGUGACGUUCUUGUUAAAAGUGAACCACACAACUUUAAAAUUGGGGCCUCUUAUUGCACAAAUGUAAAAAUGAUGGUAACAGAUCAGACGAAGGAGCAAAUUUCUACUAUGUAUCAAAUGACAAUCAGUGAUUCUUGGUUACUUGCGAAACAUGAUAUAACCAUAAAUUUAUCAACUUUUUCUCAGUGCAUGUGCCUUGGAGAUAUUUUUGACUCGCCUACCAAUGAACUUAUCGUUGCUGAUUUUAGUCAAUACUUCGAAAAUAUUCAUUCUAACUUAGGAGGUUUUGAAUUUAAAAUCAAGAUAUUUAAGGGGACUAAACUCAUCAAUGAAUUACCAUACCUUGAAGCUCCUUCUGGAAUUAUUCCAUUUAAGUGUAAAGGGAACGACAAACAUUGUCUAGGUGGAUUAGCCAUUGCUGCUGGACCAUUUAUUUAUGUCUACUGUAAAUUAUCAUCAUAUUAUAAAUACACUCUACCUUCAUUGGAACCUAAUUUGGAUGAACUCAAACUAUGGGAACAAGCUAGAGAGGGUAAUUUGACACCAGAUGAAUUACGUGAAAAACUUAAGCAAAUUGGAUCUGAAAUGCAUAAGCUAACUCCAAGAUCUAUACGGUAUCUGCAAUUACCCGGCGACUUAUUACACGAAUUUUUCAACACUUAUCGAAUGAUUCCACUUCAAAAGCAAACUGUAGCAACGUGUUUGACUAAAAUGAGUAAACAACACAGUGGACCUAAUUCCUGGGACUGUUUAAUCGUUGGCACAGAAUCUUGUUUUGUUUAUAUUUACGAUUGUGUAUCACACAAUAAUUUAUGUGAGGUUGAGUUACCAUCUGUCCCAGUUCAUUUAAACGCAAUAGGAUCCUUCGAUAUUGACUAUCAUAUUUUAGUGACAUGUCGUAAUGGAAUAAUUUACUCCAUAAAACGUGGAGAAGCCAACGCUAAGGUUUAUGUUGAAACUGGGUCACAGAUUAUCGGUUUACUUCGUACAGAAAAAGCUGUUAUAGUUGCUUGUAUGGAUCAAACAGUUAAAGGAUUUUCACUGGAGGGUCGACCAAUUUGGAGAGUAAGACAUUCGUGCGAAAUUUUAACAAUAACUCCAAUUAAUUUUAAUAGUUCAAACAAUAGAAAUCAUGAAAUUUAUUAUAUCAUUUGUUUAUCAGAUGGUUCAGUCCAGAUCUACUGUGAUCAACAUUUAUGUGACAAAUGCAUUAUAUGGGUUCCUUCUACUCAGAAUACUAGCGCUGAGGAUAAUAAUAGUAAUCCUUCAAACAAUAUUACAUCUGGUAAUUCAGGUACUAUAAAGGUGACAGAAACUGAACAGAACAACAAUCAACCACGUAAACUGAUUGGUUAUCACUUAGCGAAACCUGAUCCAAUUGUUGCCUGCUGUUUUGGGAAGUAUGACAGAGAAAUCAAUACACUAAUACUAGUAUCUCAAGCUGGGCACAUGUUAAUCUUAAUUGCUAAACGUACAGCUAAUUUUAUUCCGAUGGAUGUGAUUACCUCUCGUACAAUCGGUAAACUUGAUAAUUUGAAUAUCCCUAAAAAGUCAAAUUUGUAUAUGGAUUUAACAACCCGUGAACAAUUAAAUGCACCACAAAUGUAUCGUCAAUUUGUGAAUGAUUUACGCUUUGUAAAGCGAUCAAUUUCAUCCACCUUUCUUAAUAUGUUAGAAAAUCAUUCUAAUCCCAUUCCGAUUUCUGGUUAUGGUGAACAAAUUAAAUUAAAUGUCCAGGUUCAGGGUCUUGGACCUGAAUUUACUUUGAUUUGUGAGAUAGUUCAAAUAAAAAGCAAUACAAUGUCAACUUUGAAGGGUUUGUAUAUUUUAAUAUUAUUCAAUGCUUCAGUUUAUCAAGUGAAUCCGGUUUUGAUUCCAUUGGCUACAAUUUAUCCUUGUUUCAAAUACCGUUACACUUCUUCCAUCACUUUGAUUCAUGAAACAUUAAAUGAAGAAGAAAUAAAGGUUCUUGUUAUCAAUAAGCAGAGUUCUAAUCCAAUAAUUUCUUCUUCAGUGAAAAUGCCAAUCAGUGAGCUAUCGAUGGGAUAA